Blepharisma stoltei is the source of this 1703-nucleotide messenger RNA. The record is from the annotation of a GenBank genome assembly. Lineage: Eukaryota; Ciliophora; Heterotrichea; Heterotrichida; Blepharismidae.
AUGGUGAAGAAUAGCAAUCAAAAUGUAACAGGCACAACAAAUGCAAAUUAUUUCAGUCACGAAAUUUGUGAAAACAAAGAGGAAUAUUGUGCCCAAACAGCAUCUUCUGGUCUAGAUUCUCAACAAAUUGAGAAUAAUCACAGCCAAACAAGCCAAGGACAAGAAGUGGAAAAAAGAUUAUUAGCUUUCAAAAACACUGCAGUUGGCUGUGUUAUGUACUUUUUACAAAAGCACAGUCCAGCACAUAUCGAAAAAAUAGUUGAAUUCGUGAAGUCUAGCUUCCCCCCUUAAAAUUGGAGCAAAAUAUCUAGCCUUUUAAAUUUAACAAUAUUUUUUAGCCUAAAUACUAGUUUUUAUGAAAUUAGUUUUGGCCUAAUAUAAUGGAAAAAAGUGAAGCCAAUAUUAUUCAAACAAUUUUUGAAUUAAUUCUUCGAAAAAUAAACCAAAAUCCAAAACUUUAUAUUUUUUUAAUAAAGUUCUUUUUAGAGAAAAAUUUAAUAUAAUUUUGUCUUAUCUUAUCUUAUCUUAUCUAAAAUCUAGCAGAAAUCUCUGCCUAACGAUCCUUAUGGAUCAUUUUAAUCCAGUCAGUUAUUUUCUUUUUCCUUAAUUUCACUUUGCCAUCUUCCCUGCUGAACUUUCGUCUGAACAUUUUGUCUGAACUUUUGCCUGAACAUUUUGCUGAACUUUUGCGUGAACUUUUGCCUGAACUUUUGCGUGAACUUUUGCCUGAACUUUUGCCUGAGCUUUUGCCUGAGCUUUUGCCUGAACUUUUGGAUGAACUUUUGCCUGAACUUUUGCCUGAACUUUUGCCUGAACUUAUGCCUGAACUUUUGCCUGAACUCUUGCCUGAAAUCUUGCUCAGACCUCGUCUUAACUUUUCCUCUAACUUUCGCCUCUGCUUUGGGCCCAACUUUUGCGUUAACUUUCGCCUCAGCUUUCGCUUUAACUUUUCCCACAGACUUCACCUUAAUUUUCACCUCAACUUUUGCCGCGAUUUUUGUCUCAUUUUUUGCUUCGACUUUUGCCCCAAUUUUUUCUUCGGAUUUUAGCUCCACUUCUACCUCUACUUUUGUUUCAGCCUGUGCUUCAGUUCUUACCUCAGCUUUUGCCUUGAUAUCGUAAGGUAUCGUCUUAGAUGAAUGAGUGGCCAUAGCCAACUCUCAAUUAUCUUACACUUCCCCUUGCAUGCUGGUGGGUCUCUUGAGCAAUUCCUCCAAACCUAUUUCGUGAGGGUAUGUCCCUCCAUUUUCUGCAUCUUCUGAAUCUUCUUCCUCUUCUUCAAUUUCUGCCUCAUCCAAUUCCAUCUCCCACUUUCCAUUUCGUCUUCUAAAAUAUCCAACUCAUUUAAUGCUUCAUCAAAUUCAUCUUCAGAGUCGAGAUCUUCCAUGCGCUUCCAGAUAUUGCACAAUCUUUGGUCAAAUUCCAAAGCAGCUUCUUCUCAUGAGCACGCUUCCGAUUCUUUCUUCUCCAUUUUCCCCAAAUAAAAAGUUAAUAUAAUUUUGUCACUAAAAAUUAACACCUUAAGUUGGAACUUUUUUUCCGAUUUAAAAGGGAGGAGUAAGGAAGACUCCCUCUUGAAUUCAAAAAAACAUAAAUAUAAGAAAAGCGCUUUUGGGAUAGUGGAUUAUGCUUUGACUUGGCAUCCAAAGCUUUUCUUAUUAAAUGAUCGGUUUCACUAUUACUUAAAUGUAAUUGAGAAUUAG